Messenger RNA from Gadus macrocephalus (Pacific cod), 1489 nucleotides. RefSeq names its product telomere repeat binding bouquet formation protein 2 (gene terb2). Gene Ontology annotation, cellular component: nuclear inner membrane. The transcript is spliced from 7 exons. Bases 107 to 715 code for a protein of 202 amino acids. The record is from RefSeq and is a predicted model, not a curated record. Lineage: Eukaryota; Metazoa; Chordata; Actinopteri; Gadiformes; Gadidae. Gene Ontology annotation, biological process: homologous chromosome pairing at meiosis; meiotic attachment of telomere to nuclear envelope.
AGUCCGAGGCGGGAAACUGAACAAACACAUCCUGGGUUAAGCAUUAUUAAAACUAAGGGAACUUGUUUUAAACUAAUAAACACUUUAGAAACACGUUUUUUAGAUCAUGUUUCGCAAGAGAACGGCUUGGUUUUCAAACAGUGUCGAACGAAGGUGUCAGAAAUACUGGGUAUCUGAUGUGUGUAUCUACACAGUAUCUGAAGGUGGGCGCAUUGCGAGCUGGAGGACAGCAGAAUACCUCUUCAGUGAAGAUGCCUCAAACCCUGACACCCAGCGGAUCUUUGAGAGUAAGGACUACCAGCAGAAGAAGGUGACGGUGUUCCACAGCCUGUUCCUCUGUGCGUGUGAGAAGCGUGACAGCGCUGGCUCUGUGUGUAUCGGACACUAUGUACUGCCCCCCGUCUGUGUCCAGGACGAAGUCCGGAAUGUGGUUGGCAGACUGAUUUGGGAAAGGGAAGAUGAUCAGUUCGAACCCCAGGGUUCAUCAGUGAAACAGGUGGAGGAGGACUCCUGGACGACCACAGACUUGAACAGCAGCUGUGAACAUUUUGACUCAGAGACGCCCCCGACUGUAGUCAAAGUGUGCUGUGAAGUACAGGAGCUCUCCUUUAAUAAACCAGCAACAGGUUACAUCAGUAUAAACAAGCUGGCGAAAUACUCUGGGGACCUGUGUGAAAUCACACCGGACCACUGUGGCUGUUCAGUGCAUCAGUAAAUCCAACUGCCACACUAGUGUCUAUUUAUGUAUUGCAUGGUCCUUAUUCACCUAGCAGCCAUCUUGGUUUUAAGCACUAGUUGGGUGGGGGAACUGAAUACACAAUUCUUCAUUCAGCACCCCCACCAGCGAGUGCUUAUAGAACGAAGAUGGAAGCUAGCUGGAUAAUUCCAUAGUCAACCAUUUAGAACUAUUGAUUUGAAGAGGUUCUGUAUGAGACUAUUACUGAAUUAACAGGGCUGUCGGGUUUCUUUACCAUUUGUAUUUUUCAAACUGCAUAAGUUCAUACAGUUGGAUAUUAAAGAACAAAAAGAGGAUAAAAAAAAUAAAAACAGAUGUUACAUACCUUAAAGGAAACACGUUUAUUGAAAAACAAGACAAUAAAGAUCAUUUAUAAAAAAAACACCAAUUACACAUUCCAUAUGUAUAUCGUUGGGUAAUCUGAAUAUUUUAUAAAGCGAAAUUUUCAUCAUUCUCUUAAAUAAUUUGUGAUUCUAAUAAAACAAUUUGAAUUCCUUAAGCGUUCAUUUAAUUUGAAUCCUUCAGUUUUGAUCCACUUCUGGAUAUGAAACACAUACAUAGCUAUAGAGUUAUAUUUUUAUAAGUUAUUCAAGCUGCCCAAAUUAUAACCGUCAACCAAAAAGAUAGUGUCUAUAAAUUAUUUGAAUCUAGGCAAUAUAUUCUGCAUUGUAUGCUUUCACUUGGCUAACCAAUGGGUCUUUAGUUUUGACAUCUCACGUUUAAUUACUUUAAUAAAACGCCCAUGAUUGGCUG